Molecule: messenger RNA, 345 nt
Organism: Haemonchus placei
Lineage: Eukaryota; Metazoa; Nematoda; Chromadorea; Rhabditida; Trichostrongylidae
Source: the annotation of a GenBank genome assembly
AUGCACAUCGGAUUUUACCCCAAUUCGAAGUACACAAAGAUAAAAAGCUGGAGCAGACUCGAAUCUGAGUUCCAAGGCAAGAUUUCAAAGAACUCGUGCGCUAUACUUUUGAAGAAGUUCCCCGGGCUAGCAAAAUAUAAACUUUGCACCGCCUGAGUCAAACUCGAUAGCGCCAUUCAAAAGAAAGAACGUGAUUUCCUGAAAGCUCUGAAUUCUCUACCACUUGAUGCGAGCCGUUUCAUACUCUCGGUUUGCUUUUCUUUUCGUAUUUUGUUUCAUUUUUCGAAUUUAUUCUCUACUUCUUUGUUCUUUCUACCGCUUCUUUAUGUCCCUCCCUCGCCGUGA